Penicillium chermesinum is the source of this 1368-nucleotide messenger RNA. RefSeq names its product P-loop containing nucleoside triphosphate hydrolase protein. Gene Ontology annotation, molecular function: ATP hydrolysis activity; ATP binding. Bases 1 to 1368 code for a protein of 455 amino acids. Lineage: Eukaryota; Fungi; Ascomycota; Eurotiomycetes; Eurotiales; Aspergillaceae. Gene Ontology annotation, cellular component: mitochondrial inner membrane. The record is from RefSeq and is a predicted model, not a curated record. The transcript is spliced from 2 exons. Gene Ontology annotation, biological process: protein insertion into mitochondrial inner membrane from matrix; mitochondrial respiratory chain complex III assembly.
AUGAACUCCAUCGGCGCUGGUACUUACCACCACCCCUCCCAUAUGUCUCUUAUAGAUGUCGUCUUUCCCGGUUUCAGUAUGGCCUCUGCCUCCGCACAGCAGCUGCUUGCCGGUAACCUGGACAGCUACACCCGACUUCUUUGUACUUUCGGUAUAUUUGUCCUCUUUGCCCGCUAUGCAGUCCGCUAUGUUUGGGAGAUAGUGAGACUUUACUUCACUUCCACAAUUUAUGUCUCAUACUACGACGAAGCAUACGAUAUGCUGGUUGAUUGGAUAGCCGAGCAACCGUUUGUCCACAAUGCCCAUUCACUGAUUGCUCGUGUGAGGUCCACACAUCGCACAGGCAACCUCUAUUCAACAAAGAAAAAGCCUUUGACUUUUUCUCCUUGGGAUGGAUCAUUCUUUUUCUGGUACAAGGGACAUCUGCUCAUUCUUCACUGCGAUGUCAAAGAGCAUCGAGAAGAUCUCAGAGUCUCUUCUAUUGGUCUCAAUGCCAGCGUCCUGAAAACAUUGAUCGAAGAGUGUAGAGAAAAGUAUAUCAAGGACACGCAGAGAAAGGUCUCCGUCUUCGAGCACCGCGAAGGGGAGUGGAAGAAAGCCAGAUUGAGAUCAGUUCGCCCUAUCUCCACGGUCAUCAUGGACCAGGGGGUAAAAGACGACAUAUUAAGAGAUGUGGAGGAGUUUCUCGACCAAGAUAUGCAAAGCUGGUACGCAGAGCGGGGUAUCCCCUACAAACGAGGCUACCUUCUCUUUGGCCCCCCUGGAACUGGGAAAUCCAGUUUCAGUUUAUCACUUGCAGGGAAUCACGAACUGGAUAUUUAUACACUUCAAUUGUCGAAUAUUUCAGACACCACUUUGAUGAGGUUGUUUGCUGAGCUUCCCCCGCGUUGUAUUGUUCUGUUAGAGGACGUGGAUACUGCAGGGGUGGGACGCCGGGAUAGCAUCGAUGCAGACCAAGCAAACGAGUCAAAGUCAGCAGUCACCUUAUCCGGACUCCUGAAUGUGCUGGAUGGUGUCUCGUCUCAAGAGGGCCGGAUACUCGUCAUGACCACGAAUCAUAUCGAACAGCUGGACGACGCUCUGAUUCGGCCUGGCCGUUCAGACAAGAAAGUUCAUUUCAAACUUGCCGAUCAGAACAUUUCGACUCAGCUCUUCCACACGGUUUUCAAGCAGUUGCCCAACCAAAAGCAAUGCAACCAGAAAUAUAACGACGAGACCAUCGAGGGGCUUGCACGUGAUUUUGCAAGCAAAAUUCCCGAGGAAGUAUUCAGCCCGGCAGAAGUUUUGUCAUUUCUUUUAGAGCGCAAGAAGUCGCCCUAUGAUGCUGUUUCUAGUGUGGAGAGCUGGGUGGCGAAAGCAAAGUGCUGA